GUUUCAGCGGUGCUGACAGGUGGUUCCAGAGUUGACGCAAAGUUGUCAAGUUUGGACAAGCUGUUUGUUAGGAAACUUACUCUUCUUCACAUUCCUUUGCAACGUGCUUUCUAAAAAAAAAUGGCAGCAGAGCAAGCGAUUGGGAAGGUUACAUUCAAGAUAACAUUGACAAGCGAUCCAAAGCUACCCUUUAAGGUACUCAGCGUGCCAGAGUCAACACCUUUCACAGCAGUUUUGAAAUUUGCUGCUGAAGAAUUCAAAGUACCAGCUGCAACGAGUGCUAUUAUAACGAAUGAUGGAGUGGGUAUAAAUCCAGCACAGUCAGCUGGUAACAUAUUUUUGAAACAUGGAAGUGAACUGAGGUUGAUACCAAGGGAUCGAGUAGGUUCGUUACGAGUAACAAAAUUACACAAAGUUUAUUAUUUUUCGUGUGUGAUAUGUGGUAAAUGUCUGUAAUAAAAGUGCCUAUUGAAAUUUGGUUUUUGAUUUCUUAUGAGAACUCGAACAUUCAUUCAUGAUAAGUGUGUUUAACAUUAUGAAAUUGAACUACUUUUCUUGGUGCGUUCGUCUGUCGGAGCUUAAAUGAUUGAGAGAUGUUUGCUUGUAGUUUUAUCAUUCUUGAGGUGGACUGCAUUAUUCAUACCGGUUUCCGAACGUUAUCCAUAUCAGUUUCCUCUGUGAAGAACACAAACAUGUCGAUUUUGUUAUCGGUCAGUUACAGUUACUGCCUAAUUUGAAGUAUCAAUAAAAUUAAGUUUAAGGA
Molecule: messenger RNA, 763 nt
Organism: Loa loa (African eye worm)
Lineage: Eukaryota; Metazoa; Nematoda; Chromadorea; Rhabditida; Onchocercidae
Product: ubiquitin-fold modifier 1
Exons: 2
Coding region: 121-456 (111 amino acids)
Biological process (GO): protein K69-linked ufmylation
Cellular component (GO): nucleus; cytoplasm
Source: RefSeq, a predicted model, not a curated record